AUGGCGGACGGUCGUACAAUUGUGAGCUCUGAUGAGAAGUAUGAUUCGGGCAAGAAAUUAAUCAUUGAUCAAGAGAAAUAUACUGAUAAUGUUGUGAAAUAUUUAACAGUAAGUGAUAAAGGCAAAUUCAAAUGGAAUGGUCCCUUCCAAAGCCUAAAAAUGUUGAUGACCGAAUUGACAAAGAACGAAUCAAAAUGGUCGGCAUCUGGUGGUUAUUGUAAAUUGCUCGAACUAAACGAUUUAGCUGUAAGAUGGUAUGCAGACAGUAAGUCGCUUACAGUAAAUGGGAAGUUGAGCGACGAUAUUAAAUCCAAGCUUCGAAAUAUUGCCGGCCUAGCACGUCCUGCAGUUGAAGUAACAAGUAAUAACUAUAAAGAAGCCGAACAUGCGGCAAUAAAUACGGGACGCAUGGAUGCAUCUGAUAGUAGCUGUAGCUGUGCUUAUAUUAAUGCUGAUAUGGAGGGUAUUAAAUUAGACCUUACAAUUCUGGAAUCGCGGCUGCUUACUGCAUUGUCGGAAAAUGAAUAUGAGUCGGACAUUAACUUGCUUAGGGUAAAAUUAAAAGAAUUGGAAGGCGUUGUGCGGAAUAAAGAUGAAGUUAAUCGCCGACUUAUCGAGGAGAAUGUAUUUUUUUAA
Molecule: messenger RNA, 636 nt
Organism: Paramuricea clavata
Lineage: Eukaryota; Metazoa; Cnidaria; Anthozoa; Malacalcyonacea; Plexauridae
Source: the annotation of a GenBank genome assembly